UUUUUAACUCGUCCCCGUCCCCGUCCCCGUCCCCGUCCCCGUCCCUCACCAUAUUUGUUGCAGCGCUCUCUCUCUCUCUCUCUAGAAAUCACUCUUGUCGUCAUCACCUCCAUCACCAGAAGAAAAUGGGAUUGUGUCUGAAUUCAACUGCUAUUAAUUGGUUUGGUUCGGUUCAAUUUUGGUUUAAAGAAGAAAAUGGGGAUAAGAUUCAUAUUAAUGGUGAACAAGCAAGGACAAACUCGUUUAGCUCAAUACUAUGAAUGGCUCACUCUCGAAGAACGCCGUGCCCUUGAAGGAGAAAUUGUUCGCAAAUGCCUUGCUCGCAACGACCAACAGUGUUCCUUUGUAGAGCAUCGCAACUACAAAAUUGUAUACCGACGCUACGCAUCAUUGUUUUUCUUGGUGGGAGUUGACAAUGAUGAAAAUGAGCUUGCGAUUUUGGAAUUCAUACAUCUCUUAGUUGAAACCAUGGACCGUCAUUUUGGCAAUGUGUGUGAGCUAGACAUCAUGUUCCAUUUAGAAAAAGCUCAUUUCAUGCUGGAAGAGAUGGUCAUGAAUGGUUGCAUUGUUGAGACAAGCAAGUCUAACAUUCUGAGCCCAAUACAACUGAUGGACAAAACAUCAUAAAUGAUUGAUUAGGCACAAUCGUUCUCACUUGGACUUGUGACGAGUUAGUAUUUUUUGUUUAUCUUGCUGUGUAUUGUAAAAUAAGCUCGAUCUGAGACAUUUUCCCUGUAUAAAACUCUGUUGUUGUCAGCACAAUUUAUUUUUAAUACCUUAAUCACUCUUUCAACACAA
Molecule: messenger RNA, 798 nt
Organism: Populus nigra (black poplar)
Lineage: Eukaryota; Viridiplantae; Streptophyta; Magnoliopsida; Malpighiales; Salicaceae
Product: AP-4 complex subunit sigma
Exons: 5
Coding region: 196-627 (143 amino acids)
Biological process (GO): vesicle-mediated transport; protein transport
Cellular component (GO): intracellular membrane-bounded organelle
Source: RefSeq, a predicted model, not a curated record